AUGGAUCCUGUCACACCCCAGCAGCGUAAGAAGAUCUUGCGGGUUCUGUUCAUUUCUCUGCUGUUAGAUCUGAUAUCAUUCACCUUUAUCCUCCCUCUCUUUCCGUCCCUGCUCACCUUCUAUCGAAGUUUGGAGACUCACCCUUCGUCUGCUCUCAAUCGAAUCUUGCACUACCUCAACGCAUAUAAACAAGCCUUUGCGGUGCCCAUCAAUGCAAAAUAUGACAUAGUCCUUCUGGGUGGGGCUCUGGGAUCUUUGUUUUCUCUCCUGCAGGCAAUCGCUAGCCCUGUAAUAGGCCGUGCAUCGGAUAAAUAUGGGAGGCGGACUGCCUUGCUGUGGAGCAUGUGUGGGAAUAUUGCCAGUGUGGCCUUGUGGACAAUUGCAGUCGACUUUCGUACCUUCCUGCUGAGCAGGGUUGUGGGAGGACUGAGCGAAGGGAAUGUUCAGCUUGCGACCGCCAUUGCAACCGAUGUGAGUACUGAGGAACAACGAGGCUCGACAAUGGCUCUAGUGGGAGCGUGUUUCAGCAUUGCCUUCACCUUUGGACCGGCGUUGGGUGCCGCAUUGUCAAACAUCACCACAUUUGCGGCCAACCCGUUUGCAACAGCAGCCGGCUUCUCACUGCUGUUAAUUGUGGUGGAAACGGUUUAUCUGUAUGCUCGAUUGCCCGAGACCAGGCCAAGAGAAAGUAAGAAAAUCGAGGUAAAGAACGGGCAAACGGGUCAUGUUUCAUUCAAACAUACGAAUAGACCGUGGGUCUUGAACGCUAUUCACUUCUUAUUUCUUCUGCCAUUUUCAGGGAUGGAGUUCUCCUUACCAUUCUUGAUCACAUCAAUCUUAUUCCCAGACCAUCCAUCGCCUUCCAAACUGAAUGGAAGGCUGCUUGGCUUUGUUGGGUUGGUGGCAUCCAUACUCCAAGGCUCCAUCGUUCGAAGACUACCACCAGCGAUUGUGGUGAAUAUUGGAGUUGUAUCAUGCACUGUAGCGUUCUUUCUCCUAGCUCAAGUUCAGAGCAAUGCGGGAUUGUAUGGUGCUGGUGCAUUACUUGCAGUCACAUCCGCCACAGUGGUGACAGGGUUGAACAGCCUGGGAAGUUUCGAAGCCAAAGCUGGCAAUCGUGGCGAGGUUUUGGGAGCACUCCGAAGCUGGGGACAAUUGGGAAGAGCACUUGGGCCCAUCAUCUUUUGCACGUUGUUCUGGUGGGCAGGACGUGAGAAGGCUUACAUGAUUGGAGGCACUACCAUGCUGGUGGUGACGGCGAUUGUGCUCACCAAUCUGAAAUCACCAGCCAUUAGCAUGAAGAAGCUAUGA
Exophiala bonariae is the source of this 1311-nucleotide messenger RNA. RefSeq lists its product as uncharacterized. NCBI's taxonomy places the organism in Eukaryota, Fungi, Ascomycota, Eurotiomycetes, Chaetothyriales, Herpotrichiellaceae. The record is from RefSeq and is a predicted model, not a curated record. The coding region runs from base 1 to 1311 and encodes 436 amino acids. The transcript has 2 exons. Gene Ontology annotation, molecular function: transmembrane transporter activity. Gene Ontology annotation, biological process: transmembrane transport. Gene Ontology annotation, cellular component: brush border membrane.